GGGCCUCGCUCGGCGGGGGCUGCAAGGAGGUACAGGAGGAGACUGGAUCCACCGUGUCCAGGCCAACUGUGACGGAGCUCGGCCUGAAGGUCCGGCGAAGCCCCACCGACCGGGGGGACCGCAGCGACAGCUUCCCGUGGGUGUUACGCUCGACAUCGUUGGCUGUCGCUGGUGACACCGUGGAGGGAGCGAGCCGAGCCCGCAGAGCUCUCCCGUCUCCGCCGUGGCACCGCAUCGGCAGCUGUCAGGCUACCACCGACCAGGAGCUCGCAGCUGGAUUUAAGAAAACGCAGUUCAGACCUGUGAUCGAGAUAAGACCGGCUUGAGGAGGAGGCGGCGGGGCGGCGAGAAAGCCACGGAUCGCCAGUUGUCCACUUGUCAUCAUGGGCAACGCGCCCACGGCCAGGAAGGGCAACGAGAUGGAAAGCGUCAAGGAGUUCCUUGCUAAAGCCAAAGAGGACUUCCUCAAGAAGUGGGAGAGUCCUGCACAGAACACUGCUGGCCUGGAGCAGUUUGAGAGGUUGAAAACCCUGGGCACAGGCUCGUUUGGCCGAGUUAUGCUGGUGAGACACAGAGAAACGGGACAGCAUUAUGCCAUGAAGAUCCUAAACAAGCAGAAGGUGGUGAAGCUCAAACAGAUAGAGCACACUCUGAAUGAGAAGAGGAUUCUUCAGGCUGUCAGUUUUCCCUUCCUGGUGCGGUUAGAGUACUCAUUCAAGGACAACACUAACCUCUACAUGGUGAUGGAAUAUGUGCCGGGUGGAGAGAUGUUUUCCCAUCUACGGAGAAUUGGCAGAUUUAGUGAGCCUCACGCUCGGUUCUACGCUGCUCAGAUCGUCCUGACCUUUGAAUAUCUGCACGCUUUGGACCUGAUCUACAGAGACCUGAAACCUGAGAACCUGCUCAUAGACCAACAGGGCUACAUCCAGGUGACAGAUUUUGGCUUUGCCAAACGUGUAAAGGGCCGGACCUGGACACUGUGUGGCACCCCAGAAUAUCUGGCCCCAGAGAUUAUUCUCAGCAAGGGGUAUAACAAGGCUGUGGACUGGUGGGCGCUGGGCGUGCUCGUCUAUGAGAUGGCAGCAGGAUACCCCCCCUUCUUUGCUGACCAGCCAAUUCAGAUCUAUGAAAAGAUCGUAUCAGGGAAGGUUCGUUUUCCAUCUCACUUCAGUUCAGACCUGAAGGACCUCCUGAGGAAUCUACUACAGGUUGAUCUCACAAAACGUUACGGCAACCUCAAGAACGGGGUCAACGACAUCAAGGGACACAAGUGGUUUGCGACCACCGACUGGAUUGCCAUCUACCAGAAAAAGGUGGAAGCUCCAUUCGUCCCUAAGUUUAAAGGACCAGGCGACACCAGCAACUUUGACGACUAUGAGGAGGAGGAGAUCCGCGUCUCCUUCACUGAGAAAUGUGCCAAGGAGUUUGCUGAGUUCUAGAGUUAAGAGAGCGACAGAGGAAGAGAGAAAGGUAGUAGGGAGAGUCACAGGUACGCUGGUCAAGUGGGAGACCUGGGGAGAGAGCACUGUCUCCUGUCCAAUCACAAGCACCAGCUACAAAAAAGAGAGGAAAAUGGGAUAGAGAAGGGAAAAAGAACAAGGAGACUGAUAACCAGCAGUGUUGCCUUUUCUGUUGCUGUUUUUGUUGUAUUUUAUUCAUUAUUCUGUCUUAUUUAUGAAUCCCUUUAUAAUGAACGUGUGCUUCAGAUUCAUGGGUGUUGGGACCCCCACUUAAUUAGAGUUGCCACUACACAAGGUUUCUCCCUCUCUUUUAUCAUUUCCUUCAUCUUUUAUUCACUUCUGAACCACAACAUCCAGACAUCAGCAGUCUAAGCCAUGACAUGAAGCCAAUCGAGUCUUGUACAAGCUCAAGUCUCAGUCUGCAAUUUAAAACCGACUUCUCACUCGCUCUUUCCGUUUUGAGCGGGACGAGCCUGUUAGCAAGUAAGUUUAAAGGUGUCUCACACACGUAUGCACUGUCAGCUUAAAUGACUAUUCGUUUUGAAGUUUAGGCUUAAUUUUCUUGAUGUAAACAUGGACUCUCUCAUAUCAUAGACAACAUACUCUUACUGUAUGUCUGUGGCAUGAUGAGCCAAUAGAGAAACAAACAGCGAUGGAUCCUGUGCUCAAAUUUCAGAUGACACUUAAGGGGGGAAAAAAGUCAAUGACAUUUUCUGUGUAAUUCCAUCUUUACUUCUUAUCAUUGUUAGCAUAGCAGGGCUUCGCGCACAUGUACAGCACUCAACUUUUAAAUGUUGUUCGAUUCUAGUGGCUCUAAUGAUGUCAUGUCACGCUAACAAUCGAGGGAAUAACGAGAAGGGAACAUCUAGGAAAUAUCUCAGUUUUAUCGGUGUUGUUGAGGAACAGUGUAACAUAAUGGUAUCUCAGGUUUGAACAUAUCACUCAAUAGACAUCCUAUCAACGCAAGUCGUCAGGAUCAGACGGUUAAGGAGGCGUGCUUAUCGUAUAUAUACAGUGCAGUGCGAACUUAAAGUUAAGCAUAAGGGAACACAAAGAGUUUUUGGUUAGCGUCUUCCGUCGUUCGUUCUCCCCCUUCCAGAAGAAUUGCUUUUGCUAACGUUAAUGAUUCUGUUUGGUCUUGAAAGCACUUGCUGUCUCUGCUCAGAGCUACUAGUCAAGUUGAUUGUGCAUGUGGAAUCAACCAUUUGACCCUUUGUCAUUUCCAAAUGAAAGGGACCAUGUGAGGCAGACUACCUCAAACUGCUUCUGGCUGGUGGUCAACACAACUCUUUGACCAGUCAUUGGUGGCGCUCUGGAUAGUGUGCUUUGGCUCUGUGGUCUUCUAUAGAAACUUGUGUUUAUGUUCAUCUCCCCCAGCACCCAGCCUUCACCUUUCGGACCACACUAAAUGUGACAGUCUUAAGACCCUUUUCCACUGGUCAAUAAGACCACUUACACCUGCUAACAUCUGGCUUUUGUCUGCAAUGAUAACGGAUACAAUCAGCAGUUAAUCCUGGGUCAAACAACUCUGCGGUCGACACAGGUUUUUAUCGGCUCCGGCUCCGAUCGGCGGUGUUGGAAACGUGACACCCGGGUGAUUGUGCUAAUUUAGCAAGACAGCGAGGUGAGAGAGUGACUCGGUGCGUUUGUAGAAAGAGAAAGGCAAACUCCUCUACUGGCAAUGGGGAAAGAGUUAAUUGUGUUUUUUGUGGGUUUACCCACGUUUAAAGAACCUGCGUAUACCCACUAAUUUUGUUGUAAAGACGUAUUAUAUGUUACAGCAACUCUGUUGAAAACAUGCGUGGUUUUAAUUAAUUUAUUUUUUUCAUGUGGAGAUGAAGUAAAGAGGAUUUGGUAAUCUCUUGAACAAGUUAGGAGAAGACAGAGCACCUGGAGCAUUACAGAGCUAGUGUGCUGAGAAUUGACAAAGAAUGUUCCUAGUGCACAGUAUGGAACCGGCCUAUUUACAGUACACGACACAUAGCGCUAUAGGUGUCCAGCGUCUCCUUAACUCCUGAGCUGUGACAGCAGAGAACGUAAGCAGAUCCCAAAAAAGGUUGAAUUGUCGGAUUCUUUCAAUCAGAAUUUGUAAAACACCAAGUUUCAUCCAUAAGAAAGCUGUAUUUUAAUGUGCGACCAUCAUGAAGAUAAUUGAUACUAAUUGAUCAUUUGGUUCAUAUAGGCACCUCUUGUUUUUCUCUCAUAAUUUAAAACUCUGGAUAUCUUUUUGCUCACUUUUGUCUUUCCUGCCAAAAGUAGCUUACAUAUGGCGAAAAAUAUAACAAGCAUUUUCUCAGAACUGCACAUUUGUAAUGUGUAGUUAUAUGUAUGUAUCAUUUUUAUUUAAAUUAUAUUUUUAAAAUCAACUUGCAUGAAGCUUGAGUUAAACAAUCCAUUCCAGAUUAUAUUUAGGUUUACGUAGCUCAGUUUCCAUGGCUGAAUCAACCUUCUAUUUUGGUCCUGGACCCAUAUUAAAACACCAUUCCCCCCACCAUCUGUACAUUAUGCUUGAAUAUUCUACUGCCCCAGGUUCACUGAUUGAUAUAAAGUGAAACUAGUUGGGAAUAUGCAGCAUGUGAAGGGCCACUCCAGCAACGUCUUACUGCACUUCCAUAAAAUAUGACGUUUGCAGCUGAGGCCAAAAUAUGCCGACUUCUUCUAUUAAGGCUCAGGCUCCAAGAACUUUAGCUUUCACAGCUAACACAAUGUAACUCAGUACCUUCUUUCACCUUCAACCACACGCUACCAGUUUCUCAUUGCAGGACUUUUCAAAAAAAUGUGUAUGCUCCUCCAAGCCUGUGCACUCGCAUUCCUUUUAAUGUAGUGGUUGUCUUCUCGUGGCAAGACAGUUCCCGGUUGUCCAGGGUCUUUCUCUCUGGAGUUUGAGACAUGGUUAUGGGACGAAGCAGGGUCCACUUUAAGACCCCUUAUAAUGUCAGCUGAUGCUCAAGUUUGGCAUAUUACCGAAACAGUUCUUCAAAUUCACACACCAUGUGAACAAACAGUGAACCUGGGGCAGUGAACAAGUCAACGCAACUUGAGACCAACUGGGUCCAUUACAUUCCCGCCGCUCUCCUACUUUUCUCAACUUUUCAUAUUUCACCAGUACAGAGGUGAAGCUGCUGGAAAAACUCUCUUAAUUCAUCAAACUGAAGUAAAAACCAUAUCAGCAGAGAGAUGGUGGCAAAAGCUGCUGGUGGCUGCAUACCUUCAUUUUGUCAGCUGCUCAUUUAUAGGUUGUUAUGGUCUGAUUUACAAACUGCUAUUUAAAUAUUAUUAUUAUUGUCAUUAUGACAUUGUAAACCACUUGUCGAGACUUCACAUUCGCUGUAUUUCCUCCAUGUCCAGUUCAAUGUUGACUCUCAUCAUCUCAGACAAAAUGUUUGAAGUUAUAAAACAAUAUUAUUCUGUGUCCUCUGUGUUUUUUGCAGUGAUACUGACUUCCUCCCUCUCGAUGCAGGCACAAUGCUGGUUCAUACUGUCGCACUUUUUAGGGAAAUGAGACCCCCCUCCUAAUGUUAACCGUGUUAUUCCCCCACCCCUGCCACACACAUACACACGCACACACAGACACACACACAUACUGCAAAGGGAAGCGUCUAAAGUCACGGGAUCAGUGGCAUAAAAAACAUGAAGUGUAAUAUUUUGCAACAUGAGUAUCAUUCCAAUAAAGUUUUACU
Messenger RNA from Paralichthys olivaceus (Japanese flounder), 5140 nucleotides. RefSeq names its product protein kinase, cAMP-dependent, catalytic, alpha, genome duplicate b (gene prkacab). Gene Ontology annotation, molecular function: ATP binding; protein serine/threonine kinase activity; protein kinase A regulatory subunit binding. The record is from RefSeq and is a predicted model, not a curated record. NCBI's taxonomy places the organism in Eukaryota, Metazoa, Chordata, Actinopteri, Pleuronectiformes, Paralichthyidae. Gene Ontology annotation, biological process: protein phosphorylation. Gene Ontology annotation, cellular component: nucleus.